AUGAAAAAUGCCGUGUCGCUUGAGCGAGCAAAGGCAAAAAAACCUUUUACUGAUGGCAAUUUAAUUAAAAAGUGUGCCUUUGAAAUGUCCAAAGCUUUUGAAGAUUCUAAAAUGGCGGAGAAAUUUCAAUCGGUGCCACUUUCACAUCAAACCAUACAAAGAAGGAUAGUUGCUAUGGGUGAGAGAGUAGAAAAGUCUAUGCUGAGCCUAGUUAAAAAAAGUUCAUAUUUCUCACUUUGUCUGGAUGAAAGCACUGAUCAAUCAGAUGUUAGUCAGAUCCUAAUAUUUGUGCGUACUACUUUUGACGAUUUUACCAGUAAAGAGGAGUUAUUUGAUAUCUGCCGUCUUUGUGGAACGACUAGAGGAAAAGAAAUCUAUGAGGCUGUAAAGAAAGCAGUUGAUAGAAUUGGAGGUUUCGAUAAAUGUUCAGCAAUAGCAACAGACGGGGCCCCAUCAAUGACAGGUAAAAAAACUGGAUUAGUGGGUCUACUUCGAGAGAAUGGUGUUACUUGUCCUGCAAUCCAUUGUAUUAUACAUCAGGGAGCUUUAUGUGGAAAAUCAGUCAAGCAAAAUCAAGUUUUUCAAACCGUAAGUAAGAUUAUAAAUAGAGGUGGAAAUCGAUCCCUUCUAUUCAGUUCACAAAUUCAACAAGUUAUUGAUGAAUUCAAUACAAGAUUUGAAGAAAUCGAAAGUCUCAAAAGUAGUUUACUGCUUUAUAAUAAUCCUUUUGGAGCACUCAUUGAAGAUCAACCACCCGACUUACAAAUUGAGUUAUGUGACCUUCAAGCUGACAUGUUCCUAAUCAGCAGACAAGAAAGGGGACCUGAACUUUUCAAAUUACUGUCUAAAGAGAAAUUUCCAAAUCUGCGAGAUUUUGGACUGAAGAUUACAUCAAUGUUCGGAGGCACAUAUAGAUGUGAAAGUGCCUUUUCCUCCAUGAAGUACAUUAAAAACCACAACAGAAGCAACCUCACCGAUUCUUCCUUACGUCAUCUCGUGAGACUUUCUACAACUGAAAUGGAGGUGGACAUUUCCUCAUUGGUGGAUGAAGAGCCGAUCGACCACAGUCUUCAUAUUAGAUAUAACUUUUUAUUACUAUGGCCCGCAACCACAUCAAAGGUUUUAGUUUUGGCCCUUGGUGCCUUGCAAGUUGGACACCCCUGA
Messenger RNA from Diorhabda sublineata, 1164 nucleotides. Its product is annotated as SCAN domain-containing protein 3-like. Lineage: Eukaryota; Metazoa; Arthropoda; Insecta; Coleoptera; Chrysomelidae. The coding region runs from base 1 to 1164 and encodes 387 amino acids. The record is from RefSeq and is a predicted model, not a curated record. The transcript has 2 exons.